This is a messenger RNA of Glarea lozoyensis ATCC 20868, 975 nucleotides long. RefSeq lists its product as uncharacterized. The coding region runs from base 1 to 975 and encodes 324 amino acids. The transcript has 2 exons. The record is from RefSeq and is a predicted model, not a curated record. NCBI's taxonomy places the organism in Eukaryota, Fungi, Ascomycota, Leotiomycetes, Helotiales, Helotiaceae.
AUGUCAACUGCCGCUGAGAAAGCAAAUCUAGCACGGAUACGCGAUAAUCAAAGGAGGUCCAGAGCUCGGCGGAAAGAAUAUCUUCAAGAGCUGGAGAACAGCUUGCGACAAUGCGAACUUCAAGGAGUUGAAGCCUCUGCCGAAAUCCAGACGGCCGCAAGAAAGGUUGCAGACGAGAACAAGAAGCUUCGGGCAAUGCUGGCACAUAAUGGGAUUGAUAGUGACAGUAUCGAGCUAUUUCUUACGACUACACCUAUUGCGAGCGGGAUGGAUUGUAAUCAGCACGGCUCCAUUACAGGCAACUCAGUCCAGGCGUUGGAGCAAUCUUUGAAUAUGCGAAGGAAAUGCUGCACGAAUAUGUCUAUUUCUACGACUGAAGCCAACAUAGCAAGGCAUAAGAGAGGGGAAAGCAGUUCAAGUGCGACAAGAUCGCCGUGGAAUACUACGACGCGCCCUGAAUCUGUACCACAAUCUACCAACCCAAUCAUUCCUUCUGAAAGAUCGAGAUCUGUUGCACGACCAAGUACGGCAGAUUGUACAGGCAAUCCGGAAGACACUAGUCAACCAAACCUUCCACGCAGUCAGCCUCGGACCGCUCCAUACGUACAGCAAGUACCUCGUAAUCUAGUUGCUAACAUGAUGCCUUCGCCAUCAAAUACGCAAACGCCUGAUCUCAGUCCUCAACAUUUCCCACCGACCCCAAGUUACAGCAAUUUCCCGGUCAUUUCAUCAGGGGAGAACUAUUUACAAAUGCAAAGUGGGCGGCAAGAAACUUCAAUAUACGUGCCAGCGAUGAACAACAAUUUGAACCUCAACAACUGUUCAUAUGCUGCAGAUAUGAUUACAGUAAUGGCUGGUGCUGGUGCUGAUUCUGCCAGUGUUCGAGCGGAUUUAGGAUGCUUGCCAGGCAUGGAUUGUGACGUUGACAAUCAGAUUGUGUUCGAGGUAAUGGAUCGAUAUUCUGGCCAUUCAUAA